This is a messenger RNA of Arabidopsis arenosa, 2418 nucleotides long. Lineage: Eukaryota; Viridiplantae; Streptophyta; Magnoliopsida; Brassicales; Brassicaceae. The record is from the annotation of a GenBank genome assembly.
AAGAUUUGAUGAAGCAAGAGCGUUGUGUAGAAGAACAUGGCGAUUCAUGAAGAAAUCCAGAUAUCAAGAACACAAGACCCUUGCACUUCUAAUACCUCGCCGUCUCAAGAUCACCGGUUCGAGAAGCUUCGCGGCGUCCGAUGGCGAAUCAACCUCGGAAUUCUCCCAUCUUCUCCUUCCUCCACCAUUGAUGAGCUUCGCAGAGUAACAGCUGAUUCCCGAAGAAGAUAUGCUGCUUUGAGAAGACGACUCUUAAUUGAUCCACAUUUGCCUAAGAAAGGAACAAAUUCUCCAGAUCUAACUAUUGAUAAUCCCUUAUCACAAAAUCCUGAUAGUACUUGGGGAAGAUUCUUUCGCAAUGCAGAGCUCGAGAAAACGCUUGAUCAAGAUCUUUCUCGGUUGUAUCCUGAACAUGGAAGUUACUUUCAAUCCUCUGGAUGUCAAGGGAUGUUAAGAAGGAUACUUCUUUUGUGGUGUUUGAAGCAUCCUGAGAUUGGUUAUAGACAAGGGAUGCAUGAACUAUUGGCUCCUUUGCUUUAUGUUCUUCAAGUUGAUGUGCAAUAUCUUACGGAAGUUAGAUCAAACUAUGAAGAUCAGUUUGUUGAUUUGUUUGACGAAUUAGCGUUUCAAGAACGUGAUUCUGGAGCAUAUGAUUUCGAUAUAAAAAAGGUUUUGGAUGAAUCUAUGGAAGAUGAAGAAGAUGGAGAUGGAAAUGGUCCACCCUCUGGAAGCACCAAGAAGAAAAAACCCAAGAGUUUCGAUGAACUUGAUACCGAGACGCAGACUGCUGUGUUGUUGAGUGAUGCGUAUGGAGCAGAAGGCGAAUUGGGAAUCGUCCUCUCUGAGAAAUUCUUGGAACACGACGCUUACACAAUGUUUGACGCUCUUAUGUAUGGUGGAUCUUCCCUCGGUUCGGUUUCUGUAGCGAAUUUCUUCGUGUAUUCUGCUCCAAACGAUUCUGUCACGGGACUUCCUCCUGUGAUCGAAGCUUCUGGGGCUUUGUAUCAUUUACUGUCUCUAGUCGAUGCUUCUCUUCACAGCCAUCUCGUUGAGCUUGGCGUUGAACCGCAGUACUUUGCUCUCCGUUGGCUACGGGUUUUGUUCGGGAGAGAGUUUCCGCUGAAUAAUCUAUUGAUUGUGUGGGAUGAGAUAUUUUCUGCUGACAAUUCCGAGGUAGAGAGAGGCAUUGAGGCUGAUUUAGGGUUUGAAUUCAGGAUCCUUAGCUCUCCCCGAGGAGCUCUGGUUGCUGGAAUGGCGGUUUCGAUGAUACUUUAUCUGAGAUCAUCGCUGCUAGCAACUGAAAACGCAACUUCUUCUCUCAAGAAGUUGCUGAAUUUUCCGGAGGACAUUGAUCUGAGUAAAGUUAUUAAAAAGGCUAAGACAUUGCAGAGUCUUGCUUUGGAAAUCAAUGCUCAUCGUGAUUUAAUUCCAAAAGGGUCGAGAAAACCGAUGAGAGGUCACAGCUUAUCAGUUGAUUCUAUCUCACUUGGUUCUUCUCCUGUGGGAAUAGUACCUGAGAGCUACUGGGAAGAGAAGUGGAGAGUUUUGAACAGUGCAGAAGAAGAAGAACGGAGGAAAAAAGCGUUGCAGAGACCAAAAGCAGGGAAGAAGAGUUGGUCUGAAAGAGUGAAGCUAAGGCUUACAAGGACAGAAUCCGAUCCAUCACCCGCUGAAGCAACUAAAAGUGGAAACAAACCACCUAUUAGACGUAGUUUGCUCGAUGAUUUAUCCAGACAACUUGGGGAAAAAGAGAUUGAGCCUCCUGAGUUCCCAAACCCGGACACCGAUAUCGAACGCUCAUCUACAGUAUCUGAUACUCCCAGUGCAGAUUAUGAGGAUAACAGUUCUGAUAAAGGCAAAAGCGAGAACCACACGGAUCUGCCUCUUUCAAUUCCUGAGAACGAGCCAGAGGCGAAAUCAGGGAUGAAUAUCUUCAGAGAGAGGAAGAUUCUUUCGGGUAAAUUCCAGAGGCUAUGGAGGUUAGGUAGAAACUUGUCCGGCGAAGAGACCUCUGAGACGAAAGAAGCUAAACAGAUAGAUUUCGAAGACGGAAAAACCGAUUCAGAUUCAACUGCAGGUAAUGGAGAUGCAUUAAAGAAUACAGGACGAUCCAUGCUUGAACAUAUCAAGGUGAUAGAGUCAGUGUUGGAGCUAAGUUCACCGGAUAAUAUGACUGAGAACGGAAGACUAACAGUUGAAGAAGCUCUUAGAGAACUUCGUAGACUUGGAAAUAUGUUAUUGUCAGAAAUGUAAAGUUUAUUGCAGACUCUGCUUAAGUAAUUUCAUUGUGUAUUAUGAAAAUUCAUUUGUCUCUAUUUGUAUGUGUGAGAGUGUAAUUGUAAUGUAUAUAUGAGAAAUUUUGAAGAGGGUUUUGUUUUUCUUUUAGCAGUUACACAAUAAGAAAUCUAGGUUUCUUCU